AUGGUCUUGUCCUGGAUGGUAAUGAUAAGUCUUGGAAUUCAGGUAGAUACAGAUUUCAUCAUAGCUGAUGAGCUGUUGCUGCGACUGGCAGGUGGGCCAAACCGCUGUGCGGGCAACGUGGAAAUCUUCUACUUUGGAGGCUGGAUGAAAGUGUGCGGUCACCUGUGGGACAUGCGAGACGCUGAAGUUGCGUGCAGGCAGCUUGGCUGCGGCCAGCCUCUGGGCGUGACGGGCUAUUUCCGCUCACCCGACUGGUCCCCCUACGUGAUGUCCGCGGUGGAUUGCCAGGGCUCCGAAGAGUAUUUGUGGGCCUGUCCCUACGAGCACACCUCUUCGUGCUCCGACCGCGAUGCUUCUGUCGUGUGCUCCGACUCAGGACUGACGGCGCCUCCGACAACAGGUAGCCUCAGCUCGACUUCCCUGAUGCCGCCGACCUCAGGGUUUUUCUCCUGCGGUGGCUUGCUCUGGGAUUCGUCUGGCUCAUUUCAGAGCCCCAACUAUCCUAGUGCCUAUCCCAAUAACGCGCACUGCGUGUGGCGCAUACGGUCGUGGCAGGCGAACUACAGAGUGAACCUGAUCUUCUUGGAUGUCGAGCUGGAAGGCAGCUCCUGCCAGUAUGACGCCAUCGAGGUGUACGACAGCAGGCUGCCUGGGGGCCCUCUCCUUGGGACAGUUUGCAGUAACAACCAUCACGAAUUCCUGUCGUCUGGAAAUGAACUGGCCGUCCUGUUUCGCAGCGAUGGCAGUGUCACCCGGAAAGGUUUUAGGGCCUCCUACUACUCAAUUCCCCCUAACACCACUCCAGACUCGGGACUGACGUCAUCUCCACCAGCAGGUAGCCUCAGCUCGACUUCCCUGAUGCCGCCGACCUCAGGGUUUUUCUCCUGCGGUGGCUUGCUCUGGGAUUCGUCUGGCUCAUUUCAGAGCCCCAACUAUCCUAGUGCCUAUCCCAAUAACGCGCACUGCGUGUGGCGCAUACGGUCGUGGCAGGCGAACUACAGAGUGAACCUGAUCUUCUUGGAUGUCGAGCUGGAAGGCAGCUCCUGCCAGUAUGACGCCAUCGAGGUGUACGACGGCAGGCUGCCUGGAGGCCCUCUCCUUGGGACAGUUUGCAGUAACAACCAUCACGAAUUCCUGUCGUCUGGAAAUGAACUGGCCGUCCUGUUUCGCAGCGAUGGCAGUGUCACCCGGAAAGGUUUUAGGGCCUUCUACAACUCAAGUCUCCCUAACACCACUCCAGCAAGUUAUUCUUGCGGUGGCUUGCUUUCAUAUUCAUCUGGGACAUUACAGAGUCCAUUUUACCCUGGAAAUUAUCCAGAUAAUGCUGACUGUGUUUGGGAAAUACAAGUACUGAGCAACUUCCGCGUCACACUCACAUUUAGAGAUAUUCAGAUGCAAGGCGGCAGAUGCCUAUCUGACUAUGUGGAAAUCUAUGAUGGGCCACUCCGUACCUCUCCUCUCCUUGGGAAAAUCUGUUCUGGGUCUUUUCGCACAUACACUUCUUCCUCAAACCUAAUGACAGUCCACUUUCACAGUAACUCUCGAUACACAUACAGAGGGUUUCAAGCUGACUACUACUCCAUUCCAGCAGAUCAGAGCACUACACUUCUGUGUUUGCCAGACUACAUGCACACAGUUGUGAGCAGAGCCUUUCUUCAGUCAGAGGGCUACUCGACUUCGAAUCUCACCUUGAAUGAUUCGUACUGCAAACCCACCAUCACCUCCCAGUAUGUUAUAUUCAACAUACCAUACAAUAGCUGUGGCACGGUGAGAAAGGGAAACAACAAUACAAUCAUCUAUUCCAACCUUAUUAGAGGAUUUUCUUCUGGUUCUGUAAUCACAAGACAUAAAAGGCUUCACUUGCAUGUCAACUGCAAAAUGCUCCAGAACACAUGGACGCAAAAAAUGUAUGUUGCUGAGGAUAAUUUUGAAGUCAAUGAAACUCAGUACAGCAGAUACGACGUGAACCUUACGUUUUAUCACACAGCAUCUUUCUCACGGCCAGUGUAUGACUCGCCAUACUAUGUUGAUAUCAACCAGGAUUUGUUUCUUGAAGCUCGCCUGCACAGCUCUGAUUCAGAUUUGAUGUUGUUUGUGGACACCUGUGUGGCAUCUCCUGAUCCCUAUGAUUUUACAGCAGGGACUUACGAUUUAAUCAGAAAUGGAUGUGUUAAAGAUUCUACUUACACUAAAUAUUAUUCACCAAACACGCAUGUGGCCCGGUUUAAAUUCAGUGCCUUCCAGUUUGUUCAUAACUAUCCAUCUGUUUAUCUGCGGUGUGAAUUUGUGGUGUGCAGGGUCUAUGACUAUUCUUCCAGAUGCUACCAAGGUUGUAUUACUAGGUCCAAGAAAGAGGCAAACUCUGCCCAAGAAAGAGUGAAUGUUGUUGCUGGCCCAAUUCAGCUUCGGGAAGCUGGUGCUGAGAAUAGGAAUGCUGAACUGGACUCUUUUGGCAUCCAGGAGGGCAUGAAUUCAGCUCCUGCUCCAGCUGAUUUUUCUCAUACACCAUUUAUUAUUGCUGUCAUGGCCCUGACAGUUGCUGUUUUUAUUCUUGUUGGGUUUCUUUUGAAACAUAAACCGAAAAAGCCAAUUCCAUACCAGGUAAUGUGA
This is a messenger RNA of Rhea pennata, 2610 nucleotides long. Its product is annotated as deleted in malignant brain tumors 1 protein-like. The transcript has 17 exons. Gene Ontology annotation, cellular component: membrane. Bases 1 to 2610 code for a protein of 869 amino acids. The record is from RefSeq and is a predicted model, not a curated record. Lineage: Eukaryota; Metazoa; Chordata; Aves; Rheiformes; Rheidae.